AGUUUCAUUCCUUCUUGGCUAUGCUUUCGGCUUUAUUUUCCACACAGUCGGGACUGGACGUGCCCAGAAGUCACCCCAUCAUCCGGUAGCUGGUACAGCAUCACCUGAGAUCUAUUUUAAUGCAGCUUAGUGGCCAGUACAGUGGCCCAGUGACUCCCACAGGGCAGCGGGCACCCGGCUCAGUGCCACCGAACGUCUGUUAAGCACAGGCUGGCUCGCUGGUGGCCGUGGCCAGAAUAGUCCGCAAGUGACUAGUGUCCAGAGCCCAGAGACGGGCAUGAGUGUGGGGUGCCUGACAGCAACAGGAGGCUCCUGCCAGUUCCAUGGGUCACCUCGAACACCUCCUCAACAAUCUCCAUCCGUGCUCCCUCUGCCCCGAGACUGCUUCCUUGCCUUGCCCCCUCCAGAGUCAGUCUUCUGCACUUGCGCUUGUCUUAAGGGAAGCGGAGACUUGAUUCGCAAGAGGACAGGUGAGGUUGUGUGAGGCGAGGCCAUUGCCCUCGGCACCCAGAGUCACCCCUCUUUCCUGGUGGAGGCAGGAGGUGAAAAGAGGCGACCUCCAGCCAGGAACCAUCCACCAAGUGGCUGGAAACUUCUGCCCACAGCAGGGCCCCGAAGGCUCUGCAGAGGGGGCAGUGAGUUUGCUCCCCAGUUUGUGCCCUGUGAGCACAGCCAGGGAAGGAAGGGGCUGAGAAUGGCACCUGCACCGGGCCUCUCUCACCUCCUGGGUCUUCUCAGUGUCUGCAGGUCAGGCAGCUCCCUCUGCAGAUUACAGGGCUCAGGGGAAAGAGGCUUGGUGGGUCUCCAUGGCAACGCACAUCCGCGCUGGCCCCGCCCGCCCGCUCUGGUGCCAGCCUCCUGGGACACACGCUCCGCCAACGCCAGGCUGUGUCCUGCUCCGGUCAGUGUUCUCUGGGCACAGCGCCUGGGAGGCAGAGAGAGGGAAGAGCGCGAGGCCGCAGCCAGCCACGAAAGAAACAGGAGGGAGACGCCUGGGACAUGGCUUCUCUCUACCUGCUCUCCCUCCGCUGCUGAACUUUCUGCUUUUCCCUGAAGAGACCUGGACACGGUCUCCUCCCAGACUGGGAAGCAGAAAGCAGGACCUCCGCUGGGCCUGCCGCCUCAGGAAGCCAGGGUGUGGGGGCCAUGCCCCUCAUCCCGUGGCUCCGGUGGAGCGAGGCCUUGCCACGGCUGUCGGCCCGGAGCCCGGCCGAGACGGUGCUGGAGACGCUCAUGCUGGAGCUGGCGGGGCAGAUGCGACAGGCGGAGAGGCAGCAGCGGGAGCGCAGCAACGCGCUCAGGAAGGUCUGCACGGGCGUGGACUACAGCUGGCUGGCCCGCACGCCGCGGGCCACCUACGACCUGAGCGCCCGCGAGCGGCUGCAGCUGGAGGAUGUCUGCGCCAAGAUCCAGCCGGCCUACUGUGGGCCCGCCAUCCUCAGGUUCCGGCAGCUGAUGGCGGAGCUGGAGCCCGAGGUGCAGGAGGUGUCCCGGCUCUUCCGCUCGGUGCUGCAGGAGGUCCUGGACCGGAUGAAGCAGGAGGAGGAGGCCCGCAGGCUGACUCGCCAGUGGAGCCUGCGGCCCCGCAGCAGCCCGGCGCUGGGCGCCUUCAAGACCCGCGCGCGCAUCUGUCCCUUCGCCAGCGACAUCCGGACCAUUUCGGAGGACGUGGAGCGGGACGCGCGGCCGCCGCCCCGGACCUGGAGCAUGCCGGAGUUCCGGGCGGCCAAGGAACACUGACCGGCCUGCUUCUGCCCAGGAACAGG
Molossus molossus (Pallas's mastiff bat) is the source of this 1766-nucleotide messenger RNA. RefSeq names its product retinal degeneration 3, GUCY2D regulator (gene RD3). The record is from RefSeq and is a predicted model, not a curated record. NCBI's taxonomy places the organism in Eukaryota, Metazoa, Chordata, Mammalia, Chiroptera, Molossidae. The transcript has 3 exons. The coding region runs from base 1147 to 1740 and encodes 197 amino acids.